Xyrauchen texanus (razorback sucker) is the source of this 4611-nucleotide messenger RNA. Its product is annotated as C-terminal-binding protein 2. Lineage: Eukaryota; Metazoa; Chordata; Actinopteri; Cypriniformes; Catostomidae. Bases 1 to 2121 code for a protein of 706 amino acids. The transcript is spliced from 9 exons. Gene Ontology annotation, molecular function: NAD binding; oxidoreductase activity, acting on the CH-OH group of donors, NAD or NADP as acceptor; transcription corepressor activity. The record is from RefSeq and is a predicted model, not a curated record.
AUGUUAAUCUCCAGUAAGCAGUUGCCGAUUGGCAACUCCCAGAGCUGGGACACAUUGGGUGGAAAUGAGGGUCAUUGGGAACGUAGUGAGAGUGUUUACGAGAAGCAGGCCCGGAUGGCUGGUCGACGGAACUCCCUGAGCUAUGGAGGGGACACCGGUGGGGGAUGGUACGAGCCACUGUCUGGAGUACGUCCGCCUGACUUGGAUUUAAAACGAGAGCAAGAGUCCUAUCAGGAAUCUCUUUACAACCAAGGAAAUUUGGAUCGUCCUGACCAUCGUAGCAUAAGAAAGAGCUCUGUUCCUGAGUUGAACAGCCAUUAUGAUCGGCUGACCAUGGCUCACCGUGGUUCCCUGCCACGCCACAACUAUUAUCAGCAAGAUUCAAGCAUGCCACCAUGGCCAACUGAAGGCUCUUAUCGUGCAGAGCAGCGUCAUCCCCUUGAUAGGUCAGCUUCACAUUAUGGAAUAAUGUCAGGUCCUCGGCAACUUUGGGAACAAAGCUCAGGGGGUAGGCCCGGUUCUGCUGCCCCAACUCCUGGCAUUCCUCCUCCCCCAUCUCCGACUUUUCAUGACAUGGCUCGUAUUUACAGGAAACCAUCCCUACCUGGGCCCCCAGCUGUUAGUCCUGGUGCUAAAAUGAUGCAGGAUGGUCAGCGCAUUCCAAGCCGAGCACCAUCUCCAGCUCGUUAUGUAACAGAUCCAAAUUCUCCCCGUUAUGUUGCUGAGCCACCUAGCCAUUCGGUGUACAGUAGUGUUAACGGAAGACCGAUUGAUCAUCAUCAGCCUACAGCCACAUCCCUGGUGGUUGAUCCAGCUGCUCAAGAAAUGUAUGGAGCUGCCCGAGGUAUAAGGCCGCAGAUUAUGAACGGUCCGAUGCAUCCUCGGCCACUGGUCGCUCUGUUGGACGGGAGGGACUGCACCGUUGAGAUGCCCAUCCUGAAGGAUUUGGCCACUGUGGCUUUCUGUGAUGCACAGUCAACACAAGAAAUCCAUGAGAAGGUGUUGAACGAGGCGGUGGGGGCAAUGAUGUACCACACCAUCACUCUGACCAGAGAAGAUCUGGAGAAAUUUAAAGCACUCAGAAUCAUAAUCCGCAUUGGCAGUGGAUAUGACAACAUCGACAUCAAAGCAGCUGGAGAUAUGGGCAUUGCAGUGUGUAAUAUUCCAUCAGCUGCGGUGGAGGAGACGGCAGACUCAACGCUGUGCCACAUCCUGAAUCUGUACAGGAGGAACACAUGGCUGUAUCAGGCCAUGCGUGAGGGCACACGGGUGCAGAGCGUGGAGCAGAUCAGAGAGGUGGCGUCAGGGGCCGCCCGCAUCAGAGGGGAGACACUAGGACUGAUUGGCUUUGGUCGAUCGGGUCAAGCAGUGGCUGUACGAGCGAAAGCAUUUGGCUUCAACGUGAUCUUUUAUGAUCCAUACCUGCAAGAUGGUUUAGAGCGAUCGCUGGGCGUCCAGAGAGUUUAUACCUUACAGGACCUUCUUUAUCAGAGUGACUGUGUGUCUCUCCACUGUAACCUGAACGAACACAAUCACCACCUCAUUAAUGACUUUACUAUCAAACAGAUGCGUCAGGGAGCAUUUCUAGUGAACACAGCCCGAGGGGGUCUGGUUGACGAGAAAGCCCUGGCUCAGGCACUGAAAGAGGGGAGGAUACGGGGGGCCGCCCUGGACGUUCACGAGUCUGAACCUUUUAGUUUUACUCAGGGUCCUCUGAAGGAUGCACCCAAUCUGAUCUGCACCCCACACACGGCGUGGUACAGUGAACAGGCGUCGCUUGAGAUGAGGGAGGCUGCCGCCACUGAAAUCCGCAGGGCCAUUACCGGUCGUAUUCCAGACAGUCUCAGAAAUUGCGUCAACAAAGAGUUUUUUGUUAACACGGCGCCGUGGGGGGUGAUGGAGCAGCAGGUACAUCCAGAGCUCAAUGGCGGAGCCUACAGGUUUCCUCCAGGUGCGGUGGGUGUGUCUCCGGGUGGCAUGGGUGGUCCGAUGGAGGGCAUGAUGCCUGGCGGGGUGCCCAGUGCCUAUCCCCUGCUGCCGGGCACCCAGCCCAGCCUCGCCCCUUCCCCCACCCAGCUCCUCAAACACAACGACUAUAGAGAACACCUCGCCAAGUCAUAACAAUGGUGACCGCAAGGACCGAAAACAAACUGACCAUCGAAGUGUUCAGUAAUAAACCUGCAAAUCACAGACUAAGAGACAGUGAACGGGUAAACAAGCAAUCAGCUACCGCUAGCUGCACCGGAGACAUGAUUCACGGACGUCUCGUUUUCUAAAUCAGUUUGAGUGUUUUUCAGUUCUAUUGUUUUUUUGCUUUUUUUGGGGGGGAGGAAAUAAUUUCUACCUGUUCUAAUGCAGGUGGGAUGUGCUUUCUUGUUGGUAAGGGAGGUGAGAUGUGAUGGCCACUCCUCUUUUCCCAUGCACCAAUCACAGAGCUCUGAACGUUGACAUCAUAUGUCACGCACUUUCUUCUUGCUUAUUUGGGCAUGUAACACAAUUCACUACAUCUCAGCAGUUAUUUAGUUAUAUGUUUCUACGUUAUCAACGUUGUUUCUUUCUUUGCACCAACAAAUUUAGUGCUUGUCCUUAUUUCAGUGUUACAAAUGCUUAAUAAUGGAAAACAAAUCGAUAUAUAUAUACAGUAUAUACACAGUGUAUCUAUUAAGGUAAAACCUGUUUUCGGCAAAAACGAUGAUAGUGUAAUUAUUAGGGAGAAUCAUACAAACACGAACAUGUCCGGGUCAUAUUUCUCCCCAAAAUAAAAAUAUAAAAUAACCAAUUAUAUUUUACAUAAGCCUAAAUUAACGUUCAUAAGGAUUUUUUGCAUUGCAAUUAUUUUCAUGAAGACCCCCCCCCCCCCCCCCAACACACACACAAUUCUCAUUACGUAAAUAAAAAAAGUACAAAAAAAAUAAAAGUAUAUUUAAUAAAGCAUUUAUACAUUAUAGUAGUUUUUGUUGUGCUGAUUUUAAUGUACUGUGAUUUAAAUAAAAAAUAAAUAUUUAUUACAGUAAUGAGAAUCACCAUUCAAAAUAAUUAUAUCUCAAAAAGUAAAACAUCCAGAUGCAUUACGGUAAUACAAAUUUGGGAUAAAAAUGUGCUUAAUUGUCAUAAAAAUAAUGUCACAAUGAAAGAACACUUAAUGGUCUUAAAAAGUAGGCUUCGAUUUCUUUAUGCAAAAAUAUAAUUGAUAAAAUUAUAAAAAUAAUAUUGAUAAAAAUAUAAAUAUAAUAAGAUGAUAGUGUAAUUAUUAGGGUGAAUAAUCUGUCAUAAUUUCAUCCCAAAUUCAAAAGAAAGAAAUAAGAAUUUGUAUUUGACAUAAUUCAUAACUUUAGGACUAUUAUGAUUUUUCAUGCCUUCUCAUCAUGACAAUGAACCCCCCCAACACACACACACUCACACUAACAUACCGUUUCAUCCGUUAUGCAAAAAAUUCAUUAUUUAAAUUGUACAGUAAUGAUACAUCAUAGUAAUAUUUGUUUUACUGCUUAUUUAUGGUGAUUUAAAUGAAAAAAUAAUUUGAUAACAGUAAUGGGAAUCACGAUUCAGAAUAAUAAUUACAAAUAAAACAUAUAAAGCAUCUGUAUGCAGUACGGUAAAGAGAAUUUGGGAGAGAAAUGUGCUUAAUUGUCAUAAAAAAAUUUUUUUUUUUUAGAUAGCUAGAUAGAUGGUCUUUAUUGAAUGGAAAUUUGUUUUCACCAGUCUGUCACACCAAACACAAAACAUACAGAUACCCACAUUACAUCAUAUGACAUAUAACAUCAAUUCCCUGCCCCAUCCCGUGUACAUGCAUACAGAUCAGUGCAUUUUGGGGUGAAACGUGAAAAUGUUUUUGCAAGCUCUUUUUUUCCCAACAUUUUGAGAAGCUGACCUCUAGUUUACAGAAUUGCACAAAUUGAACCACCACCAGCUCGGAAAAUCACUCCUAUUUAGACCCAAGAGCACACUAUUUUACUGAUAUAGAAAUGACUUUUCUUUUGUAUACAGCUGUGUCAACACGGGUUGUCAGCAUUUGAAAUAGACAAUUGUCUGUCUUUUUUUCUUUCUUUUUUUUUAAAUGUUGGUUUCCAAAAACAGGAAUUUGGAUUUGAAUGAACGCCAUAAUUUAGAUUUUGUAUUUGUUGAAAUGAGUCCUGUAAAGCUCAAAGAUGCAGAAAAGGGACUGGAGUGAAAACCGCCCGUCUCAGGAAGAACACUCCACUUGUCUAGAACCAAGAAAACAGUGACAACCCAGUCUAUAUACUCGCUCCUCUCCGUCAGCCUAUCCACCCUUGAGGUAUUUUUAUAGAUCUGACAUUGUGCAUUUUUUUUUUUUUUUUUUUGGUGUUGAAUGAACGGCAGUUCAAUUAGAUUUGUAUUGUCUAGUUAAAUGUUUUUGUAACCAUACUCUCCUGUUCUUCUCCCUGUUCCCCUAUUUUUGGGAUCUUUACGUGGGGGACGCACUGUUGGGAGCUCAUUGUGUUGUUCAUAUGCAAUAUUCUGAGUUUCUCGGCCAACUCCAUUCAGGUUGGUUCCAGAACUGUAGGUUUGGUUUUUAGUGUGAGUAUUUGUAUUUGUUUAUUGUACCAAGGUGAACAUUUAGCAUACAGUACAGUUCAAAUAAAAAAUACC